AUGAAGAAUAAAAAAUCGUUAGAUUUUGGAGAAUUCAAUCAACAAAUUAAUUAUCUACCUCAUUCAUUAGUGAAUUUGAAUUUUGGUGAGUUUUUUAAUAAACAAAUCAUCCCAAAUUCAUUACCAUCCAAUGUGGAAAAAAUUGUGUUCUCUCCAUUAUUUAAUCAAAAACUAUUGUUAAAUUCACUUCCUUUGAAACUGGUCCACUUGGAGUUUGGUAAUAAUUUUAACAAUCAAAUACCUGUUGACGUUUUACCGCAAUCUUUAAAAACUUUGAUUUUUGGAAAUAGAUUCAAUCAAAUAUUUUUACCUGGAUCCCUACCUUCUUCAAUUUUAAAAUUAAUUAUUGGAAACAAAGGGUCUACUACAGCUAGCCGCUUUAAUAAUCCCAUCAAUGAAAAUGUAUUGCCACAAACAUUAAAACAUUUUGAAUUAAAUUGUCCUCGUUAUUCUCACCCAACUAAUGAAUCAUUUUUACCAAGCUCAUUAAAAAUUUUUAUUGUUCCAGAUAAUAUCAUAAAAAAUGAUCUUGUUUUUUAA
Messenger RNA from Dictyostelium purpureum, 540 nucleotides. RefSeq lists its product as uncharacterized. The coding region runs from base 1 to 540 and encodes 179 amino acids. The record is from RefSeq and is a predicted model, not a curated record. The transcript is spliced from 2 exons. Lineage: Eukaryota; Evosea; Eumycetozoa; Dictyosteliales; Dictyosteliaceae.